AUGGGGAAGCAAACCAAAUCCAAAAGGUCGGAGAAUGCAGUAGGCAAAGGAAAGGUAACCCCAGUUCAAGUCGCGUUUAUCGUCGAUAGAUAUCUAUCUGACAACAAUUUUGUUCGGACUCGAUCCGUUUUCCGAUCUGAAGCUUCACUUCUUAUUUCCAAAUCACCGGUUAACGAGGCGCCCAAGAGUUUGUUGAGUUUAGGGGAUAUGUUGGAUGAAUACAUUUGUUUGAAGGAACAGAAAGUGAUUUUAAAUCAAGAAAAGAACCGAUUGGAGCAGGAGAAGUUUCGGGUGCAAACGUUGUUGCGUGGAAUGCAAGAUGCGAUGAAUGCUUAUAAUGUUGGCGGAGCUUCUGCUUCUGCCGCCGCUCCUCUGCCAUCUCCGAUGGUUAUGCCCAUUCUGUCGGCGGGGAAUACUUUGGCGUCCCCUGCACCGAGUUUUCCGGUGUACGACACCCAAGUCAUGAUGUCAACAUCCAGACCUUCCAACUCUCUAUCAGAAGUCACAAAUUUCUCAACACCAACCACGAGUCAACCGAAUUCAAAGAGAAGGAAAAGCACAAAAGAUGUCUCUGGUGCCCCAUUAGCUUUAAAGCGAUCGCGCAUUCAACCGUCAGGUGCUACUAAAUUGGUUUCACAACCAACAGCUACAUCAAGUAAUCAAGAAACUGUUUUACAAAUCACCCCAGCUCCAUCAACUACUAAAUCAUCAUUGGUUCAAGGUUCUAGUGUUGCCAAGUGUUUGUUCAAUCCAUCCAGUCAUUCUCCUGGUCCUCAAACACCCUCACCUUCUCCAAUCGACAAAUCUAUCUCUCCUGUUGAUAAUCAAACUCCACCUUCUAGUAACAAGAAAACCAUCACACCUCAGCAAAUCACAUCAACAAAUCGCACUGUUAUCACUUCUGAGACCAUCCAAGUGAGUCCCAUGAAACAAGUAUCUUACUAUUCGAUUGAGAGGAAUCAUUGCAUUUCUUCACCAUUGAAGUCAAGUGCACAAAGGUUCACUAAAAGGGAUCAUGUCAAAGGAAGACUGGACUUCGAUGGUUCUGAAAUGGCAGCAGUCAGUUCAGAGAUGUUAACUUCUGACGAGAAUACAGGAUCUCCAUCUGAAAUAGAAGACAAUGCCUUUGAUUUUGACUUGCCUAAUUUAGACUGUUUAGGAGUAGAUUUCAAUCUUACUGAUUUAUUGGGUGAUUUCGAUCUUGAUGGUGAUCGACUUGACUACUUUUGCCAGCCAGCUACUGGAUCUUCUCCAGAGUCUCUUUCAGGGUAACACUCACCACCUGUUCUUCACUUGGACAAUUUCAGUGAUCAUGAACUUCUGUCAGGAAUGUCUUCCACAGUGACCGAAAUCCGGUCUGAGCAAGACAUGAAUAUGCCAGGGCCGAAUUCGAGGACAUCCGUGACAUCAAUAACCAAAUGCAUCAAAGUAUUUAGUCCAGUGAAAAGCCGCAAGACUACAGGAUCAGAUCAUGAGAGUUGCGGUGUUGAAGGGCGAGUGGCUUAA
Molecule: messenger RNA, 1506 nt
Organism: Cynara cardunculus var. scolymus (artichoke)
Lineage: Eukaryota; Viridiplantae; Streptophyta; Magnoliopsida; Asterales; Asteraceae
Product: flocculation protein FLO11
Exons: 7
Source: RefSeq, a predicted model, not a curated record